UGUCCCUGAGGAUAGGCGCGCCGUCCAGUCGGCAAGCAAUUCUAAAGUAUCUCCGUUCGUUGUUGUAUUCUCUUCGUUUUGCGUCAACAUGCAUUAUGUAUGCACGUGCGUUGUACCAUGCCGAGAUAUUCCAAAUACAUAUCGGACUUGCGAAUUCUGUUUCCUCGCGCUACGGCAAAGCUCCUCCGAGAAGGAGAGGGAGACGUCCUCACACGUUUCGAUUAUGUUCAACUCUGCGAGAGAAUCACCCUUCCGUUUCGGAAAGUCGUGCUAUCGGACACGAUGGAAUUUGAUAAAACCUGACCUACAGAAAUAAAUUCUGAUUACACUGGCUGUUGCUCUUUUUUUUCGUUUUUUUUUUCAAGCCUGAACACCUGCGAUGUUGAGCUGGAAAGUAUUGUCGCGAUCUUCCCACGCAAAAUUAAUACCUUGAUAAAUUUUGUAGGAAAAAUCACGCUUAAGCUUUUCGACUUAGGCCCGGUUGCAUCAAAAAUUUCAAAAAUUCAUAUCUUCCACAAAAUUAAAGAUAGCGAUUUCUUUUUGGGCUUAUUUUAAAGAUGAAGGGUAGGGCUCUUAAAAAAAAUCAACACCUUUAUGACUUUCAUCAUUUGAUCUCCAUGUCUCAUCAAAAAGUGUUAAAAUGAGGAAGAAGUGAAAAAUAUAUGUAUCUCCCGCAAAAAUGAAGAUAGCUAGUUCUUUCUAGGCUCAAUGUGAAGGUCAAUACGAGGGCUAUAUGAAAAAAAUCGGUUCUUAAUUGCAAAAUGACGGAUCCAAUAUGGCCAAAGUGCUAAAUUUCGUUGGAAAAUUCCUUAGAAUAUGAAUUUAAUUCAAAUCUAAGAAAAUUUUGUAUCUUGGUCCGCCAUAUUGGAUCCGCCAUUUUUUAUUUAAAAAUUUUGACUGCAGAUUCAUAAUCAGCGACCUUAAAAACUUUUAGUAAGAUGUGAAUUAGAUGCAAAUUAUUCCUACGAAAAAAUCAGGCACGAAAGGGUUAACUUUAACCGUAGCUUAACCCACUUUUCGUCUCUUUCUAAGGGAUACAUUAAAAAGAGAUGAAGAGUGAGUUAAGCUACGCAAGUUAUUAUAUAAAAAGGAUCAAUGUUUAUGUUAAAAUAAAAAUACGCGCGUAAAAUACGAUUUCCGUUUUUUACCGAGAUUCUCUCUCUAGGUUAUAUUUUUGCCGGGCAAUGCGCAUUACGCACUCAUUUCCCGCCACGCGCAACUCGCGCGUCUGCGCAGGAUGGCGAUCUUAACCUGAUCUGACGUUGUCGCGGUAAGAAACUAAGAAUCAGAAAAAGUUAAGAUUGAUGAUUUUCGCAGUAGAGUCUCAACUUUGCGGAGUGACUGUCGCUGUUGAUUUGAGCGUUUCUCUUGCUUUCUCGUUUUCCUCUGCGUUCAUACACGAUAAACCUUUCAAGGUAAGCCGUGAGAAAGAGCGACAAUUGAUGAGAGGUUUCGUUUCACCAGUUCACUUUCGACACUCGUUCUUUAUUAUCGAGUAAUAAUUUUCUAGAAAAUUGAAGUAUUAUGCUACUGACAUUUAUCCAUCGUAUGACACGAUUUCCAUAGUUUAAACUAUGUAUCGUUUAGGUAAAAUAACAUUUGUAUAUUCGCCGAUGAUUUGCGUUGUGUAUGAGGAAUAUUGUAAAUACUGUAAUUUCCUUGUCGAUAUCCGCUAUAGUUUACAUUUUGUUUAAGGCUAUAAUGUGUACCGACAAAAUAAAAAGAAUUGAGAGCGACGCGGCAGAUGCGAGAGAGUGAUUCCUUCGUUCCUUUCAGUGAAAGAGGGCAUUUGCAACUGAAUGUGCAAUUGCGUUGCAAUUAUUUAUAUCGAGAAGUCGUGCAUGAUUUACCCAAUAUAACUGUACCGAGAAUUGUUAUGAGUGUCAUUGAGAUAUUUUGAAUAUUUUUGACUAAUAAGAAAGUACAAUGACGCAAACUACAAUAGAUCAAUUCUAUAAAGUUACAUCUAGGAGUGUAAAGGGUACUGCAAAGAAAUCAUCUAAUAACACAAAUUCAGCGAUUGCUAAAGUAGAAAAACGAGGAAGAUUGUUAGGAAACGCUAAGGCUUCUGCUUUACGUAAGAACAGCAAAGGAACUCCAUAUAAAACAAGUAAAGAGAAACGAUUGGCACGAAACAAUAUCUUGUGCAGCAGUGAGGCAUCUCACUCGACGAGAACCAAUAUAAAUAGUAGCCCGAUAAAAAUCACAGAGGCCAACACAGCGGUGUCACCAAGCAGCAAGUAUACAUCUCCCGUCAGAAGUCAACGAAGUACCCCACGCCCGCCUAGUGGUUCCAGGUUCACUCCAAAGUCAUCGUCGCCAACAAAAACUGCGCUAGAAAGAUCGCAAAAAUUCGCGAAGCUAGCGCGAAGGAAGUUGUUCAAGGACAAAAUGGAGGAACUGAUAUCCACGACAAUAGAUAAUCUGAACCUAGCCAAAGAAGGAGCCAUAGCCAAUAACGACAUCGAUCUCGAGAGGGUUUACUCCGACCGAAAAUUCGACUACGAGUACAGUCACAUAGACACCACGACUUCGACGAGAUACGAAAUCAGCGACGUGGUCGUACCCGUAGAUAUGUACUCACUGCACUUCUUCCUGGUGGUCGUGAUCGUGUUCUCCAAUCCGAUCAAUUGCGGGUACUUCAACGAGCAUGAAUUAAAUUUGAUAUUUUCGUUGCUGACGCUCUCGAGAGGCGCCCAAGCGUUGUUCAUACGCAUGUUGAAAAGGAAGCAUGCGUGGCACAGGGUAAGCAGCAUCAAGUACGCCGAAGUGUCGGACGAUCUGAGGCCCACCUUCGACGAGCUGGUGUCGCGCUCCAUUUUCAAGAGCAGCACGAACGAAGAGGACAUGUCCGUUUUAUUGAACCUGCUGCAAGCCGACGAAAUCCGGAAGCUCUGCCAAGAGUCGAAGAUCAGCGGUAGUGGGAAGAAGAACGGCGUGCAGUCAAUCUUGAAGUUCUGCAAGGAAACAAAAUCGCUGUUCCCCGGAAUGCCGAGCCCGGCUGUGAAACUGCGCGCCUCGGUAAACAAGCUCCUGGGGAAUUGCGUGUUGUUGGACGAUACCGUGAAGGAAGUGGUCGACAGAAUAGUCACAUUGCUGGUACCCAAUCGAGAUCCCACCGAGACUAUGGCGGAUGUGUUUUUAACGAUACUACAAGUAGAGACCAAUCAGAUGAAAUUUCCGAAAGUGGGCAUAAGUGAUUUUCCCAUAUUUGCCAGUAAAAAGCACCUGUUAGAUUACAUAGAAGCCAAAAGCACUUUAUCUGAUGUAUUAAGUGCAAUCGACAAAAAGCAAUGGGAAGCUGUGCGGGAUCUUGGUUCUUUGGCUGCCAAACGUUUGCCACUCCACUUGGAAAUGGAAAGGCAAAGCCUUGAAGAUUCCACGCUACCUCAACACAUCAGGCAUUUUUUGCCAGGCUACAUGUGGUUCAAAGUCUUGUCCAAAAGCGUAGACGCGUUCAAAAAAACUAAAGAAACAAUGCCACAGGCGAUAGAAUUUUUGCAAAUGCUAAUCAAUCAGGAUUGUCAUAUGAGAGGCAAAAAGGGACGAUGGUACAAUGAAUUAAUCAAGAUCGAAAUGUAUCACAGAAAGAAUCUCGAUGGUAGUGUCACGCUACUUUCGGACGCGGUGUUGUGCGAUAGCCUGACGGAGGUUGACAGAUUAGAUCUGCUGGACAGAGCAGAGAGGCUUGUUAAGAGAAAAUCCGGCAUUACCCAACGUACGAAAAACACUGUUAAACAAAUGUUGGACAGUACGCUUAGCAAAGCACGACUAACAUCCGAACAGAGUUCCGUUACAAUAGAAGGGACGUUGUGCCAAAAUUUUACGCAAGGAAAGAGCACUUGGCGCAUCAGCAACUGCGUGGACGAGAAAGUGUACGGCACGGUUGAGAGCUUCGCGCUGCAUCAUUACAGACGCGAGGGAUACCCGAAAGGUGUGCACUGCGAGGGUGCUUUUCCAGUCACGCUGUUCGGCACAUUAUUCUGGGACGAGAUUUAUAAAAUGAACAUACCCGGCGCUUGGGUGUCAUUGUAUCAGGAUGCACCGUUGGAUCUAUUCUCGUCAGAAUUCUACGAGAACAGGAAGGAACAGUUUGACAUGAAGCUUCAAGUCAUGCGGAAAUUCGAUUCGGAAACGAUGAGCAGACACUUGAAGCAUGAAUUCGAUUUACACCGCGAGUACAAGUCCGUCUCGCAAGGCAACGUCUUCGACGACAGCAACAACCUCCAAGAAGUGGCGUUUUGUCUAGGGGUGGAGGGUGUUGUCGGGAUUUGCGAACGACUCAUGCAUAAUUUUUUAUUGUGGAGAGCUGGCUUCCCAGAUUUAAUUGUGUGGAAUGUAUCUACAGAAAAGUACAAGAUCGUAGAGGUGAAAGGUCCUGGCGAUUCGCUGUCGACUAAACAAAAAUUAUGGCUAGAGUACUUGAGUCAGCUUGGACUGAAUACAGAAGUAUGCUAUUGCAAGUCAAACGCGAGACAUACUAAAAGCGGACGUAAGCGGAAGCAUGAGGAAGUUACGAUAUAAUGUUUUCCCGAUAUUUGCGCCUUGUACAUGUGUAAAAAAGAUAUAUUUUAUACUGUUGUAAUAUACUAUGCAUGCCCAUGUUAUCUAUUUAUUACAGAUUUUAUCUUCUUAAUUAAAAAUCAUGAAAAUCUCAGCGUUGCAAUUUUGAAACCUGGAUUGAGAAUAAAAGAGUGUCAGUAAA
Ooceraea biroi (clonal raider ant) is the source of this 4705-nucleotide messenger RNA. Its product is annotated as fanconi-associated nuclease 1. Lineage: Eukaryota; Metazoa; Arthropoda; Insecta; Hymenoptera; Formicidae. Gene Ontology annotation, cellular component: nucleus. The record is from RefSeq and is a predicted model, not a curated record. Gene Ontology annotation, biological process: interstrand cross-link repair. Gene Ontology annotation, molecular function: 5'-3' exonuclease activity; flap-structured DNA binding; 5'-flap endonuclease activity.